CGCGUGCUGUAUUGUUGUAAUGGUUAAAUCAUAAAAGAAUUAUAUGGUGCAUUUCGAUUCGCUAAUGUCAUGCAAAGCACGACACUGUCAACUGUGGCAACUGCUGACCGGCGGAAUGAAUUCAGCACAAGUGACGAUGACCCUUCGCAGGUCAUCCUAAGCCUCGCGUGGUCAUCAAGAAGGUUUGGAGUUGCUUAUUAUGACAGCAGCACAUGCAAAAUGUACCUUAUUCCUGACCAAGAUGAUCUGCCACCAGUGCACUCCCUCUUGUUCUCAGUGCUGCAAGAAGUGAGACCGUCUUGUGUUCUGCUAAGUGCCAAAUCUGAUGAGAAGCUGAUGAAAGCCAUUAAUGAUUUCCUGUUGUCUGAUAAUACCUCAACGGACAGGAGGUCCUAUGACAAGGAGGUUAUUCGUACUCUUCCUUUCAAGGACUUUGCAUACGAACCCAGCAGGCAUAGGCUCCUGUAUAUGACACUACCCGACAUGCCGAGUGGACUCUCUGACGAGGCACGCUAUGUCUUCAUGGCAUCCUUAGUUGAUUUUAAUGCCAUUGCCAUGGUUAGGUCUGCUGGGGCCUUGAUAAACUAUCUUGGUCAAUGCAAACUUGAUUGUCUCCAAAGCUCACAGGACGGCCAUCUGAUUCGAGGCAUUGUGACAUGCAGCUUGAAAGAUCGCAUUCGCAUCAGCCAAACAACACUCAGCUGCCUGCAGAUAUUCAAGGAGGAGUGGCAUCCUUCUGUCUACAAGUUUGGCAUUGCUGGCAAGGAAGGUCUUUCCUUGUUUGGGCUGUUCAACCACUGCAGGUCAAAGGUUGGAGCAAGGGAGCUGAGAAAGCUCUUCUGCCGACCCACAAGAGACCUAAGCAUACUCCAGUCACGGCAGGCUACUGUCGCCUAUUUCACUGUUCCACACAACCAACCCAUUGUCAGCAGCUUGCGAGAGUGCUUGGCGAAUGUCAAGGAUGUGUCGGGGAUUCUCAUGCGAAUGAGCAAAGCAGCUGCCACUGUCAAUGAAUGGAAGGCAUUCUACAAGACUUUUGUAAAUGUUGUUGCCCUCAUCGGCAUUUGCCACUCCUGCCUUUCGUCUGAAAGCAGCAUUGACAUCCUUGUGAAGAUGACAUCUCUACAAGUUGAGGACCUUCUCAGGAUCACUGCCCUCAUCAAGAAAACACUUGACUUUGCAGAGUCGCAGGCCACAGAGCGGUUUGUUGUCAACAGGGGCAUUGACAGCACACUUGACGAGAAGAAGCGUGUCUACAAUGGCCUUCCCGACCUGUUGACUCGCAUUGCUUAUGGAGAGCUGGAGAAAUUGGACCCUGAGAUCACAGAUUGCCAGGUUGUUUACCUGCCACAGAUUGGCUAUCUGCUCACUAUUGCCCAAGGUGCACCAGCAACUCACGAGCCUGGUCUCCAGUUCAUGUUUUCGUGUGACAACAAAAGUUAUUUUAAGACAGGAACAAUGAAGACUCUGGAUGGGCUCUUGGGUGAUACCCUUUAUGAGAUAAUUGAUAGGGAAACAGAGAUCAUGCACAAAGUUCAGAACAUGAUCCUCGAGGUUGCAGAGUCAUUCCUGGAGGCCGUCUCCAUCUGUGGGGAACUCGAUGCACUGCUCUCCCUCGCCCUUGUCGCACGUGAGCACAACUAUGUGCGGCCCACCCUCAAUAGCGAAACUGCCAUUAUCAUCAAUAACGGAAGGCAUCCUCUGGUUGAGAGUGCAGGCAACAGCUUUGUGCCAAACACAUUCUUCAGUGGUGGCCCUCACUCUAAGAUCAAGGUCAUCACCGGUCCCAACAACUGUGGGAAGAGCAUCUACCUCAAGCAGGUUGCUUUGAUAGUUUACAUGGCUCACAUCGGAAGCUUUGUCCCGGCGGAGUCCGCACAGAUUGGCGCUGUGGAUUGCAUUCUCACUUGCAUGUACUUCGAGGAGUCACUGCUGCAUGGGUUGUCAUCCUUUGGGAUGCAACUCAAUCAGAUGUCCCACAUCUUCCAAGAAAGAAGUGGGAAGUCACUUGUCAUUAUGGAUGAAUAUGGCAAGGGGACCAAAGUGGCCAAUGGCAUUGGACUUCUGGUUGGCACGAUCCAAACCUUCAUUAACGACCCGCCCACUUGUCCCCACACCGUGCUGGCCACCCACUUUCACACACUACACAACCACCUCCCAGCCACACCACACAUCAUGUAUCUGACCUUUGAAAGCAUUCGCCAUGAAGGUGAACUGGUGUACUUGUAUCAGCUCAAGGAAGGCCGUGCUAGCAGCAGCUAUGCCAGCUUGGUCGGCCAAGCAGCAGGUCUCUCAAACGACAUUGUUCGACGACAGCAGCAGAUCAUGCAGGCAUUCAGUUCAAAGAGAAAGUUGCUACCCCAGCUGAUGAAUCGGAAGGAGCCCGUGUGGAACAAGGCAUUGCCUUUGCUCCAGAUGCUCUUAGAUGCUGACCUCUCUACUCAAGAAGGAGCUGAAGAGCUCCUCAAAAAUAUGGCCACAGCUCUCAAUUGACUGGGAGUUCAAUGAGACCUGCAUAUCCUUCGGAAGCGUGUAGCCAUGGCCUUUGACAAGAUGCAGAGUAGCAUCAUGUUUGUUAGUGUUGGCAACUGCAUGACGGAUGUUUUUGUGGUUGCAGUAUGCUCGUGAAAAAGGUUUAGAAGGUGUUUUUGAAUAUGACAUGGGGAACUGCUUUACUUUCUCUUUUCUCUUUUAAUGCCUAUCGGACAAUAAUCCUUCAUUGUAUUGGGACAGUAGUGUUCGGGCCAUUUGCAUGUGCUUUAUGACAUAUACAGGUGGUCCUUACCUAUUAUUGCCCCUACAUGAUGUCACUUAGAAGGAAUGCGCACUAUAAAAUCAGUAUGUCUUUCUUAUUUUUUUCUUUCUUUUUUUUCCAGGCCAACAACUCUCAUUCAAUAAAGUCUGCUGCACAGCAAACAGUGCUGGCAUAGUAUGUAAUAUUUUAACUGCUUUGUACAUGAUAAAUGAAGUCUCAAUGAGA
Messenger RNA from Dermacentor andersoni, 2980 nucleotides. RefSeq names its product mutS protein homolog 5-like. Gene Ontology annotation, cellular component: nucleus. Gene Ontology annotation, biological process: chiasma assembly; mismatch repair. Lineage: Eukaryota; Metazoa; Arthropoda; Arachnida; Ixodida; Ixodidae. The record is from RefSeq and is a predicted model, not a curated record. Gene Ontology annotation, molecular function: ATP binding; mismatched DNA binding; ATP-dependent DNA damage sensor activity.